AUGCCGUCCAAACGAGAUAGUGAUCGUAGCCAGUCACCCAGAAAGAGGACCAAGUACAAGGAAUCGGAAGGUCAUCGCUACGAUCGCAAGAUCCGCCGAGCUAAAACGAAAGCACGCUCAGAGCUGGAUCUGUUCCAAUGGUCGAAAUGGCGAUUCUGCAAGCAAGAUUACUGGAUCAACCCCUACGUUGACGUUACUCCUCGGAUCGACUACCGAUCGACCAGCAAGGAAGAGUUUAUUGCAAAGUACGAGGAACCCAACUUGCCAGUUGUUAUCACCCAUUUGACCGAUGAAUGGCCUGCACAAAAGUAUUGGACUGAAAAGUAUCUCAAGGAACGUUAUGGAUCACAUCUCUUCAAGAUUGGCGAGGAUGAUGAUGACAACAAUGUUUAUUUGAAGAUGAAGCAUUUCCUUCACUACAGCAACAAAGAGGGCCAAGAGGACGAUUCACCGCUUUACAUCUUUGACAGUGGAUUCUACAAAGACCGACGACGACGAUCUCGGAAAUCCAGCAGCAGCAGCAGCAGCAAAAAAUCGGAUCAACCCAACACGUUGCUUGAGGAUUAUACGGUGCCAAGUUAUUUCGAGGAUGAUCUAUUUCGUCUCACGGGUGAACGUCGUCGACCUCCUUAUCGAUGGCUAGUGAUUGGUGGCGGAAGAAGUGGUACUGGAAUUCAUACCGAUCCUUUGGGAACAUCAGCAUGGAAUGCAUUGCUUAAAGGGCAUAAGCGUUGGGCGCUUUUUCCACCUCAUACUCCCAAGCACAUUAUUGAUCCACCUAUGAAGCCAUACGAUCAUGAAGCCGUGUCUUGGUUCAGCACUGUCUUUCCAAAGUUUCAAGUACGAGAUGACCCUAAUGAUACUCGAACGUUGGGUGAACGAUUGGGUAUGGUUCAAGUAUUGCAGCGACCUGGAGAGACCAUCUUUGUACCAGGCGGUUGGGCACAUGUGGUUAUGAAUUUGGAUAUGACCAUUGCAGUAACUCAAAACUUUUGUUCGCCCACCAACGCCGAGUAUGUUUACCUCAACACACGUCAUAGUCGACCAAAGCUUGGUGCCAAGUUGUAUAACAAGAUCCAAGAAUUGGGAAAGCUUUACCCUGAUCAAUACGACAGUGUCGCAAAACGGUUGCAGACUUUACAAUACGUUCCUCGAAUUCCUCCAAGUAGCAGCUCUAGCAGUAGCAGCAGCAGCAGCUCAAGUAGCAGCAGCAGCUCCUCUUCUUCCAAUGUCAGCUCGACUGAAUCCGAGACCGAUCUCAGUGAUGGCACGUGCAUGUGUCAUAAAUGCAAGCGAAAACGAAAGCGAGAAGCCAUCCGACAUUAA
This is a messenger RNA of Lichtheimia ornata, 1326 nucleotides long. RefSeq lists its product as uncharacterized. Gene Ontology annotation, molecular function: histone H4R3 demethylase activity; P-TEFb complex binding. The transcript has 5 exons. Gene Ontology annotation, cellular component: nucleus; cytoplasm. Lineage: Eukaryota; Fungi; Mucoromycota; Mucoromycetes; Mucorales; Lichtheimiaceae. The record is from RefSeq and is a predicted model, not a curated record. The coding region runs from base 1 to 1326 and encodes 441 amino acids. Gene Ontology annotation, biological process: phagocytosis.